GUUGGAUGGGACUUGGAGCAACCUGCUCUGGUGGAAGGUGUCCCUGCCCUUGGCAGGGGGUGGGACUAGAUGAGCUUUAAGGUCCCUUCCCACCCAAACAUUCCAUGAUUCCAUGAAUCAAACAGCCUGGCUGCGCUGAGUCCACCCAACCACUUAAUUUGCUUUAAUUCCCAGUUGUCCAUCCCCCUGCAAACCCCUUGGAGGAUCGGGCUGCACCUCACCCUCACCCUGCUGUUCUCUCCCCGCAGUCACUGCUGUCAGAUUUGGUGACGUGCCCGAAAUCACUUCCCCGCCCCUCCAAAAGCAGGAAGAGCGAGGCCACAAAAAGCCCAGCACCUGCCCCAGAGCCAGGGGAAGGAGCCCUGGGGCAGGACAGCCCUGCCACAGCCCACCCUGCCCUGCUUUUGGAUUGUCUGCUCCAGACAUGACCCUCAAAUCUGGGCCCCUCAGGGCUCGGGCUCUGCUGCUGCUGUGCCUGGAGCUCUGGGCACAGCAAAGCCUGGCACUGCAGUGCCAGCCUGGGGAGAGGAAAAUCACCAGCAAAGAUGCAGAGAAAUGCUGCCCCAAAUGCAUCCCGAUGGAAGGAGGCAACAACCUGUGCCAGGGCAUCGAGGACCACAACUGCAAAUGCCCCCAGGGCCACAGCUGUGGGGACAACACCUGUCUGUACUGCAGGAAGCUGCCAGAGUGUGCUGAGGGCCACGAGCUCACCAGGAUUGGACACACAGAUUUCACAUUCCGGUGUAAACCCUGCGAGACGGGAACUUAUUCCAGCGUGAAGAAUGGCUGGUGCAGGAACUGGACUGACUGUGAGAGCUCGGGGUUUGUGACCCUCAGCCGAGGCAACAGCACCCACAACUCCAAGUGUGGCGUCCCUGCUUCUCCCAAGGAUGUGGAGCAAGCUCUCCUGCCCUCCAGCUCCCUGUCCACCACCAUCCUGGCCAUCCUGACGGCCGUGGCCGUGUUCGUGCUCAUCCUGCUCACCUUCCUCCUGCACUUCUGCAUCUGGACCCUGAAGGACAAAUAUUUCGCAGCUGAGGACGUGGACCAUCACUUCCCUAGGCCGCCGGCGGCUCCGCAGCUCCCGGAGACCUCCAGCAUCCAGUUCCCCGAGGAAGAGCACGGAGGAAAGACGGCCGAGGAAAAGCUUUCCAUGCUGUCCCUCAAAGUCUCCAACGAGCUCUCCAACAGAUAAACUGCCCUGGAGCUGAGCUUUCCCAAAGCAACAGGAGGAAGGGGAUGGGCUGUGAAGCAUCAGGAGACCUGCGGCGAGGAGGAGGAGGAAGAGCGGCUUUUUGGGGCAUUUUGGGGCUUUGCUCUCAACAAACCUGGCUUUGGGAAAUGAAAAUCCUGCUGAUUCAGGCUGGCAUUCAUUCCUGAGGGUGCUCUCCCAGCUUUUCCCUUUUCCAGAGUGAUGCCCCCAGGAAGGGAAUAGGGCACAGGGAGAAGGAAUAUUCUUAUUCCCUCAUUUAUCCCCGAGCUGCUUUUCCCUCCUGAAAACCACCCUCCUGGUGUCCCUCUGCCCCCAUUCCAGCCUCUCCUCUGCCAUCCCAGCACAAGGUGCUGCUCAGGCCCAGUUCUCAGGGCACAGAGGUUCCCUUGGGAAGCCACAGAAUUUGCAGGGAAACCAGGGAUAAAAAAAAAAGGGAGUAAUUCUUGUUGUCCUGUCCCUCAGCAAUCCCUGUACCUGGAAUAUUGGCUCCCAAAAGGGACACUUCCCAACACCUCAAAUGAGGACCAACCUGCCCAUUGGCUUGAAUGAGUUUAUAGAGCAGGAAAAGACAGUGGAAAACAGGGAAAAGCCCAGCACUGAUGGGUUUUUUCCCCCUUGCCCCUGAAGAAAAAGAACAAAAGCUUUUUUUUUUUAAUGUUAGAUUAGUGCUCCUCCAGUUUCCUGGAGCUGGAAAUGAAUUAUUCUGCCCGAAUUUCGAGGGGCAGCUGGACUUGGCUGCUUUCUGACACUGGUUUCAAACAAGGCUCUACCCUUUGGCUUCAAAUAGUUGAGUCUUUUUUAAAUACAAUUAUUUUUUGUGCUGUGUGACUGCAUUCAAAGCUCCUUUUGCCUUCUGGUGGAAGCUGCUUGGGGUUGGACACUCCUGACAGAAUCAGCUCGAGGCAAAAACGACUCUUUUGAGUUUCAAAAGGGACUUUUCACUCGCCAAAAUAACUUUUCAGCCUCCACGGGGGGGGGGGGGGGGGGUAUAAAUCCUUCCCAGCAUCAGCUCCCUCCUUAGAGAUCCCAGAAACAGGAUUUAAUUCUGAAUUAAACCCUGCCAGAUAAGGGAGUUGGUGUUAAUCACCCCAGAGGGGAUUAUUCCAGGUAGGAAUGACAGGCAGAGAACCCUAAAACCUGGGCCAGGUUGUUAUCCCAGCCAGCUCAGAGGGACUGGAUCACUCUUGGAUCCAUGGAAUUAUGGACCAGUUUGGGUUGGAAGGGAAAAAUCAUCUCAUGCCACUGAGGUGACUCAGGGAAUCCAGCCCACAACUCAUUUAGGGCAGAGAGGAAGAGCUAAUUAGUUAAAAUUCACCUUGUCCAUCAUGAUCCAGAGGAAUUCCCGCCUCUCCAACAUUCCUGCACUGCCACAUCUCCCUGGAUUCUUUAGGAAUCCCAUCCUGCCUCCCAGCUCCUCCAGACACUCUCAGCUGGCCUUUCCUGACCCUUCCCCCGAGGAGGUCUUGGAAAUCCUGAAUAAAAGAUUCAUUUUA
Pseudopipra pipra is the source of this 2706-nucleotide messenger RNA. It is a transcript of the gene TNFRSF18, whose product is annotated as TNF receptor superfamily member 18. Gene Ontology annotation, cellular component: external side of plasma membrane. The transcript is spliced from 6 exons. Bases 425 to 1195 code for a protein of 256 amino acids. Gene Ontology annotation, molecular function: protein binding. Gene Ontology annotation, biological process: positive regulation of cell adhesion. Lineage: Eukaryota; Metazoa; Chordata; Aves; Passeriformes; Pipridae. The record is from RefSeq and is a predicted model, not a curated record.